GGUUUUUUUUUUUCCGCUUUGGGAAAGAGUUCAGCGCUCGAUCAGUGCCUGGAGCGGAGCUGCCGGACCGAAGGCAGUUACCGAGCUCUUUCCAGCUCGAGCUACAGCGCAAGAUGAGCGUAGCCGUGGAGGAAGCUGUCUUGCCGUCCAUCUCCACCUUUGCCGGCUUGGUGCCCCUGGAAGAGAGGCGGCCCGAGAUGAGGCUGGCUCCUCCUUCCGUGGAAAUUGCCACCGCCAUCAAGAGGGAAGCCGACGAGCUAGGUAACUUCGUCGACCUGGAGUUCAUCCUGGCGCACACCACCAACGGGCAGCCCAAUGGCGGGGUGGGGCCCGCGCAUCCCGGCGGCAACCCUAACUACCCCCUGCCCGAAACCCCGGAGAGCUGCGGCACCACCUAUGACAGCGAUAGUUCCAACUACCAGCCCCCUAACAAGUUCGCGGCGUCUUACCUGCCCAGCCCUGGCCACAGCUACGUAGCUGAGCUCUUCACUCAGGACAUGCAGCAACCCCCUCCCUCGGUGGGUCCGAGCCACUGCGAGCUCCAGCGGCGGGAAUACACCGAGCUGCGCGCCCCGGGCUUGGCCCACCCGCCCUCCGGCUUACCCGGGGGGCUGCCCUUAGAGCACCUGCGCGUCAAGCAGGAGCCGAUGGACGGGCAGUCCUGCAUGCUAAGCGGCCCGCCCGAGUGCCUGGCGCCCGGAGCCCUGGACCACAAGCCCCUUCUGAUGCAACCUCUGCUCCAGCACCCGUCUUCCGGCUUCCCCGGCGAGCAAAUGGGCUCGGGGCCCCAGUGCCAGAUGGGCGGCGAUCUGGGCGCGCAGAUGGGGGCUCCCCAGCAUUACCCGCGGCCUGCCCACCUCUUCCAGCCCAAUUUCGCAGGGCAGAUGCAGUCCCAGUUCCACGGACACUUCAGCGUCUUUCGAGAGCCUUUGAAACCGCGCGCCCAAGGCAUGCCCGGGCUGCUCGUCACGCCGCCCAACUCGCCCGUCUUGGAUUACUACGCCCCGAUGGGUCCCCCGGAGGAAUGCAAGCCGAAAAGGGGCCGGCGGUCUUGGGCCCGCAAACGCACCGCCACCCACAACUGUGAAUUCGCCGGCUGCGGGAAGACAUACACUAAGAGUUCGCACCUCAAGGCGCAUAUGCGAACCCACACGGGUGAGAAGCCUUAUCAUUGUACCUGGGAAGGCUGUGGCUGGAAAUUUGCACGGUCAGAUGAACUGACACGCCACUACCGCAAGCAUACAGGUGUCCGGCCUUUCCAAUGCCAGCUAUGUGACCGUGCGUUCUCUCGAUCAGAUCAUCUGGCCCUGCACAUGAAGAGGCAUGUGUGAAGCAUGGCUGGCUCCCUGGGGCAGUGGGGUGGACUAUGGUAGGGCCGAAGAAGAGGGGAGGGGGGAAUGCAAGAGACCAAGGACUCUAUUUAUGAAGGGAUGGAAUAUUUUCUUAUUGGACUAGCUAAUUUAUGUAUAUAUUAUUGAAACAUUUUAAUAUUUAAAGAGAAACACUAUUCUUAUGGAAAAAGUAUGUAUUUAAAAGUGAAUAGUUACACAAAUCUGCCUGCUGUAGGGACUGUAGUUUAAGAAAAAUUGUCCUGGAGGUUUGGUGUGAGCAGUGUAAAUUUGGCAGGAUUAUCCCCAAACCCUCAGUGUACAGCCAUAAUGCAGAUCCCAUCUUGAUUGUCUCAAGCUGUCCAUUCAGUUUUAAUUAUUGUUUGAUUUAUUACACAAUGGUAUUUUUUUUUCUUGUCAUGUUAAAAGGCUCUGUUUUAUAAAACUACUUUCUAAAGUAGACCUUGAAAUGGGGAAAAAUUAAAGUGGGUGGAAUUACGAAUCCCCUUUUGUUCUUCAAAUGGGUUGUACAAAAUAAAUGAAAAUCCACACAUAACCAUCCAUAUUGAUUUAUAAUAUGUAUAAUUAAUUAUGGAUUAAAGGCAAAAAGCUUUCUUGACCUCUUAAAAGUAAUGUUCAUUUUUUUUGCCAAUCUUUUAGUAUUAGCUUUUUUUGGUAUUAAAUUUUUUUUAAUGACGUUUUGUUUCAGCUGUAAAGUUUCCAGUAUGGUCAAUCUAUUCAGACCAAUAAACAACCUGUGAUGAUGUAACCCUUCUUAAAGCAAGUAACAUCCACCAAUAAGUCUUCAGCUGACAGCAGUGCGUGUUUUGGGAUUAUCCAACUGAAGAAACUAAAAUGGCCACUUCCGGAAUAGAUUGUAAAAUAAUAUAUACUCUGAACAAAGACAAGAGUUGUGUUGGUAGGUUGUGCAACCUAUAGUGUCUAGGAACAAAUGUUUUGCAGCAAAGUUCUGUGCUCAGAAGUAAAGCUACAAACCCAUACACUUCAGGUUCCCAUCUUUUUUUUCUUGUUCAGGGAUAUUGCCAAAGCAGGACCAAAAAUUGCCUUGAUUCACAAUUCUGAGAGGUGGUAAAACCACCUGGUUAUAAACAGAGCCUUGAGAAAAAUGCCUUAUGAGAAUAAAUUGUAAAUAAACUGUACUAUUUUAGUGCUAUUAACCAAUGAAAGCCACUGUAAGUUACACGACUAUGCAUGCUUGUGUGCUAAUCCCCAUUUGACUUGCAUAGCACAAGUCAUAACUUGGUUUGCUGAUAUUGGGUUAGCAUUUUAUAUAAAUGUAGACAUUAUUUACAACCAUGAUUUAUGGCUUAAUAUGUUUCAAACCAGCCAAGAACAAAUACAUUUGCAAAUAAAUAUAAGUAGCACUGCAAUUAUGAUUAACAAUGCAAGCCUAGAUAUAUUGAAUCAAAAAUAAAUUGGUUUGUCCUAUAUCUUAUUCCCAAAUAAGUGUACAUAGAGUUACAGCUAAAAUGUGGUUUUAUAUAUUAAUUAUAAUACCUCAACGUGUUGUAUAGGAUUCAAUCAUGUAUGGAAAAAGCCAUUUGCUUUUUAACCACUGUGUAAAUUUAACUCUAUUCCAAUGCAUAUUAGUUAAUGAAUUUUACUGGUGAUGUCACUCCAUCUCUCAAUUCUGAAAGCACAUGAAUCUAUGGCAUUUUCUGAACACUCUAUUCAUUUGCACAAACAAAGAUGCCUUUAAAGUACUACAAUAGUUUGUUCCAGAAGGCUAAUGAUUAGUAGGCCAUUGUUUUUAAAUCAUCAAUAACUUUAGAUGCCGGUUGAACUAUUAAAUUACUAUUUUAUGGACCUGAUCUCUGAUGGGGGCACUUCAUUACACCCUCUGAGUGUUAAAUGAUAGACCCUUAAGGAUACUUUUGUCUUUAAGUGGGGAACCCAUAAGUUGCUUCAGAACGCCCAGACCAUCUAACAAGAGGGCUGAGGCUGAAUUGAGACUUAUACCUUUUAAAACCCAUAGGGUCUUUCUCCUGACUUUUAUCUGUGUCAUUGGUGAUUCCCUCUAAAGCAUAGGUGUCAAACUUGCUGUGUUAUGUUGCCCUUUCAUGACAUUUUUCCCAUUUGCGGAGCUGGGGUGGGUGUGGCAUGUGUGUGACGCAUCUGGCCCACAGGCCACCAGUUUGACACCUCUGCUCUAAAGGACGAUCCUCAAGCCAGGUACUGCUGCAGCUGCAUUUUUUUUUUCUAAAUGGCUUUUGGAUUUUAUUUUUUAUAAAGGGCAUUUUUGUCCAUUUCUGCUAUACUUGAAACGUUCUUUUUGGAGGGGAAAAAAGACCUCUAAUAUGUAGCUUAUGCAAAAAAAAAAAAGUUGUAAUUCUUUUUUAACGUGCUGUAAAUGAAUAUGUGUUUUGUUUUUUAAUUGCUCAGGUCCAUUUUAUAAAUGACCUCAGCUCUGGUAUGUGCACUGCACCUAUCUGUACAGUUUGUGAAUUACCAACUCCCAUGCAGAAUGUUAGCUUUAUGUAUAUGCAUACCUAGAAAUAUUGUUGAUCCAAAAUAAAAUAAAUAAAAUAUAAUAAAAAGCAA
This is a messenger RNA of Ahaetulla prasina, 3890 nucleotides long. Its product is annotated as Krueppel-like factor 1. Gene Ontology annotation, biological process: regulation of transcription by RNA polymerase II. The record is from RefSeq and is a predicted model, not a curated record. Gene Ontology annotation, molecular function: DNA-binding transcription factor activity, RNA polymerase II-specific; RNA polymerase II cis-regulatory region sequence-specific DNA binding. Lineage: Eukaryota; Metazoa; Chordata; Lepidosauria; Squamata; Colubridae. The transcript is spliced from 3 exons. The coding region runs from base 114 to 1331 and encodes 405 amino acids.